Molecule: messenger RNA, 4455 nt
Organism: Sitodiplosis mosellana (orange wheat blossom midge)
Lineage: Eukaryota; Metazoa; Arthropoda; Insecta; Diptera; Cecidomyiidae
Product: glucose dehydrogenase [FAD, quinone]
Exons: 10
Coding region: 1938-3827 (629 amino acids)
Molecular function (GO): oxidoreductase activity, acting on CH-OH group of donors; flavin adenine dinucleotide binding
Source: RefSeq, a predicted model, not a curated record
AGUUAAUAUAAAUCGCUUGAGCUCGAAUGACGUGUGUGUGUUCACCAGCUGUGCGCACACUCAGUCUUAUUUUACUGUAACGUACAUUUCCCAUACACAAUUCUACUGUUUCUUGUUCGAAAUAUAUGGUUUAAGUUUUUUUUUUUGGUUUGAAAAACAUUAUUAAAUCAAAAAACGAAACGAAAAAAACUGGGUAGGCUUAUAUUCCAUUUGCCAUUACAGAAUUCAGCACACUGUCUAAUCGAAAAACAAUUCACUCAACAAAACAAACCGUAAUUUUGCUUCCGGAAAAACGGUAUGGUUUUGUUUCCCGUUGACUUAUAAUUGCGAUAACGGGUGCGCGCGCGUGUGCAUACAGUGCUCGCACAAUUUUUUGCGCGAACAGAAGAAAAAUUGUGUUAGCAAAAUCGAAAUAAAUACUCUCUCGGGUAAUCAUAUGGUUUCUAAUUUUUCAAAAGUGCGCGAAUUUCUCGGUUUGUAGUUUGGUUUUCGUUGUUUGUUCGGUGUUUUCGGUAAACAAGUGCUCUAUCGAAUGAAACGCGAAGGUGCAUGCAGCUAUCGGAAAAGAAAGGAAAUAAAAUCAGGCAUUUUUUUGUUAUUGUAUAGAAAAGUAAGUUUGCGCGCGCAGGCUAAAACUGUUCCGUUACCUUUCAUUGGACAGCCAGCACUUUAAACGAGUGGUUAUUUAUUUUCUGCUGUGUUCGACUUUUGCCUGAUGAUAAUAAACAACAGCAAUUGCAGCAGCAGCAACGCAUCGAAUUCGAAGUGAUCUCCAGCUCUCGGCGGUCGCAUUUCGCAUCCAAACUGAAGACGAAACUGUAAUUGUGUGCACAAGUGAUUUUCACCUACGGUGUACUGCAUGAAGCGCACGAGAAAGAGCAAUAAAAUCGAAAUUGAUUUUUUUUUUGUUCGAACGACAAAUUAAAACGGGACACGAAAAAAAAGUUCGGAACAUUGAGGAAAAGUGAUCCAACAGCUUGCAUUUUCGUUCCUUUUGCGCCAUCAGCGAACUUUGGGAUAAACGAGUACGAAAGACAAUAAGUAACUUGUUUUAUGAAUUAAGAAGAAGUGUGUUCAGUUGAUUCAAGCGGCGCUUACGUUUUGAACGAAAGAAAUAACAUCGAUUAUAUCACGUACCAUCGCGGCCACUUUGUGCACACUUCAUCAGAUCCAUUUAUUUAGUUGCAAACGAUCGCGUGAAGAUUAGUGGCUUACGGUUGCCGAAUAGAAAAGAUAAAGCAUCUAAAAGUAAACCGUGUGUGUUUAAGUCAACGAACACUUAAUAUUUUCAAUAAUUGUGCAGCCCGCAGCUGAUCGCCUUACUGACGUAAUCAUCUUCGAUCGUUGCAAAGUAUUGCAUCAAUUUUUGGUGUUCAAAAGAAACGGAAAACGAUUCAAACUCGUAGUGAAAAGAACAAUAGUAAAAACCGUAUUGAAAUCAAACUCCAUUGUGCUGUCAAUUUGAAAGAAAAAUAGUGAAAAUGAAUUGUUGCUGUCAUCGUAACGUCACGCAAAACUGAACGGGAACAUCGACGACUAGUACAUCAUCAUUGUUAAUUUCUUUCGUCGAGUCGCUGUUUUUUGCUCGAGAAUGUAUAUCAAAUUGAAUGAAAUUUUUUGUUUGAAAGUAACAGUUAAUUGGCAAUUGAAACUUAUAAAUUACGACAAAAUAUUCAUUUGGACCCAUUUUUGAAUUCUCACUACGAAACCGAGACGAAAAAGAAUUCAAAUUGAAAAACGAAAACGAAAUUGAAAUCGAAAGUGCACUUAACGUGGCAACUCACAUGAAAAAAAAAAAACAUAACUCCAAACAGAAACAAAACAAAAUACCAGUAAGUGAUUGAGAGAAGAAGAAGAAGAAGAAACAAUUUACGAAAUAAAGACAUAUAAACUUGUGUGAAACUCAGAGAAAAAACCCGAAAAAAACUCCAAACGAAAUGGUACUGAAUAUACUGAUUGCAUCAACUGUGAUAAAGUCAACGUUUGGCGUCGUUACCACUAGUCUAUGGCUGAUACCACUUUUAUUGGCCGCAAUUUCAUAUUACCGCUAUGAUCGCGUUGAUCCCGAAUCACGACCCAUCGACCAGAAAAUCCUCUACGCAAAUUACGAUUUUAUAAUAAUUGGUGCGGGAAGUGCCGGUGCUGUGGUAGCGAAUCGACUGAGUGAGAUUAAACAUUGGCGCAUCCUAUUGCUUGAAGCCGGUCCAGAUGAAAAUGAAAUUUCUGAUGUUCCAUCGCUAGCGGCUUAUUUGCAAUUGAGUAAAUUGGAUUGGGGUUACAAAACGGAGCCGUCGAAUAAAUCAUGUCUCGGUAUGAAGAAUAAUCGUUGUAAUUGGCCGAGAGGAAAAGUAUUGGGAGGUUCAUCGGUCCUAAAUUACAUGCUGUACGUGCGUGGAAAUAAACACGAUUACGAUUUGUGGGAAUCACUUGGCAAUCCUGGCUGGGGAUGGAAGAAUGCCUUGUACUACUUCAAGAAAUCGGAAGACAAUCGAAAUCCAUAUCUGGCGAGAACACCGAGUCACUCAAAGGGCGGCUAUCUCACGGUGCAGGAAUCUCCAUGGCACACGCCGCUUGUUGCCGCUUUCGUUGAGGCUGGAACCGAAUUGGGCUAUGAAAAUCGUGAUAUAAACGGUCACAAGCAACAGGGAUUCAUGAUCGCACAAGGAACCAUUCGACGCGGAAGUCGAUGCUCCACAGCCAAAGCUUUCUUGCGGCCAGUUCGAUUGCGAAAAAAUUUGCACGUCGCAAUGAAUGCUCAUGUGACACGGCUUGUGAUCGAUGAUAUCAAAAUGCAAGCGACUGGCGUUGAAUUUAUUCGCUACGGCAAAAAGUAUCGCAUUUCGGCACGUCGCGAAGUUAUUCUGUCGGCCGGAGCAAUCAACAGUCCCCAAUUACUUAUGCUCUCGGGCAUCGGGCCACGCGCUCAUUUGGAGAAGUUGGGAAUUCCGGUGGUCAAAGAUUUGCAAGUCGGUGAAAACUUGCAAGAUCACGUCGGAAUGGGUGGUUUGACUUUCCUCGUGGAUAAACCAAUAGCCAUCAUUCAAGAUCGUUUCAAUCCGGCCACAACAACCAAUCAAUAUGUAUUGAAUGAACGAGGGCCAAUGACAUCACUCGGUGGUGUUGAGGGAUUGGCGUUUGUCACGACAAAACUAGGAAAUCAUUCAAUCGAUUGGCCCGAUAUUCAAUUCCACAUGGCACCCGCUUCGAUCAACUCCGACGCCGGUGCUCGAAUUAAAAAAGUACUUGGCAUAAAAGAGAGUUUGUAUCAAUCGGUUUACGCGCCAAUCGCCAAUAAAGAUGCUUGGUCAAUUAUGCCACUUCUGUUGCGACCUCGAUCCCGAGGUUGGGUACGAUUGCGUAGCAAAAAUCCAUUCGACUUUCCACUGAUGGACCCGAAUUACUUUGGCGAUCGUUUCGACAUAGAUACUCUGGUGGAAGGCGCCAAAAUCGCAUUGAAAGUGGCCGAAGACACCAAAGUGUUCAAACAAUUCGGAUCGCGAAUCCAUCGGAUACCAUUUCCAAACUGUAAGCAACACGAAUUCAUGUCAGAUGCAUACAUCGAGUGUCAUAUUCGAACGAUUUCCAUGACAAUCUAUCAUCCGGUUGGCACAUGUAAAAUGGGGCCUGACAACGAUCCAGAGGCGGUUGUCGACCCACGAUUGCGAGUCUAUGGUAUCAAAGGUCUUCGAGUCAUAGAUGCUAGUAUCAUGCCCACCAUUUCGAGUGGUAAUACCAAUGCUCCCGUCAUUAUGAUCGGCGAGAAAGGAGCCGAUCUCAUCAAAGAGGAUUGGCUUACCACAUACACAAUUCGAAUUAUAAAGGAAUGAACAAGUGUGACGGACACAUCACACAAAUGAGAUCAGAAACAUGAGACCUCCUCAAAAGAAAAUGUUGUUCAUAAAAUAUCAGUUAGAAUCAAUGACAAAAAUGCAUCAAUUUUAAAUUAUUUUGCAUUGUUAGUUAACAAAACGAAAUCAAGUUGUGUACAUAUUUCGAUGUAAGUGCCUAGACUGAUAAUUUACAAAUUAUGCGUUGAGUUGACUCUUAGUUCCAUUGAAAUCAUUUCAAUUCGUGUGACAUUUGAAUAUUGAGAUUGGUGCGGAAAUUGAUAGUUCGAUUUGAACAGGGGUAAGUGAGGGUGGCACAACUGUAAACAUCACAAAUGCAAAAUGAAAUGCUCAAAAGCGAAGCUAAAUGUGCCAUAGAAAUAGAAUUGAUCAAAUGAAUUGAUCAAAUGUGAAAUGUGUUCAAAUUUUAUCGCGCCAAACGCACGAACUAUCAAUAUUCCAAUCAACCCGAAAGCAGUUCACCAGCAAAUCAUUUGCUUUGCUUUUGUUGUUUAGUCUUUAAAUAAGUUAGUUUUCAUUACGUAAAUAUUAGAUUUGUUAUGGAUUAAAUAGAGCGAAAAACCACUUUAAACAACCAAAUAAAUUGAUUUUUUUAAGAAUUUGAAGA